AUGCCGACAGGUGAUCUUCCGGGGACUGCUGAAACUCUGCAUGUGUCAAAUGAGGUCAUCAACUUGACCGUGUCUUUGUACGUGGCUGGGUUUGGGAUAGGCCCUCUACUAUGCGCUCCAAUGUCCGAGGUAUACGGCCGCCGUCCAGUCUACAUCGUCUCCAUGUUCAUCUUCUUCAUCUUCACCCUCCCUUGCGCACUCGCCCCCAACAUCGCCACCAUCCUCGCCGGUCGCAUGAUUGCCGGCUUGGCAGCGAGCGCACCGUUCUGUAAUGUCGGCGGUACUGUGGCGGAUCUUUGGGCGACGCAUGAGAGAGGGAUACCUAUGGCCGCUUAUAGCUCUACGCUUUUCCUCGGACCAUGCCUCGGCCCUCUCUUCGGAGGCUGGAUCGGCCAGAAAACCGGACAUUGGCGUUCGAUUUACUGGGUCCUCUUCUGCUUCUGCUUCGCCGCCUUCAUCCUCGCCUUCUUCACCCCCGAAACCCUCGAAAUCGUGCUCCUCCGCAAAAAAGCCCACCGCCUCAACAAACAACACAAGACCGACAUGUACAUUGCCAAAGCCGAUUUGGACAGGGUACCGUUCAGGGAGACAAUGAAGAUUGCGCUUUUGAGGCCUUUCAUAUUGAUGUCGGAGAGUAUCAUUGUGCUGUUCUCGUUUUACUUGAGCUUUAUAUACGCGUUGUUGUACGCGACUUUCUUUGCGUUCCCGAUUGCAUUCGAAGAGAAGAGGGGGUGGAGUGCGGGUAUGACUGGAGUCGCCUUCCUAUCCAUAUGUAUCGGUAUUUUCCUCGCAAACCUCGUCAACUGGUGGCAAGAAACCCUAUACGCGAGACAUGCCGUCAAGCAUGGACCAGUCCCCGAAGGUCGCUUGUACCCUAUGAUGAUAGGCGCCAUAACUCUGCCUAUAGCACUGCUCAUCCUCGCUUUCACCUCAUAUCCUGGUAUAACUUGGGUCGGACCUGCGGCAGCAGGAGUCGUCUUUGGGUUUUCGAUGGUCACCAUCUAUGUGGCUGGUAACAGCUAUAUCGUCGACUCGUACUCUCACGUAGCGGCAUCAGCAAUAUCGUCCAAGAAUUUGAUGAGAUGUCUCAUAGCAGCGUCUGUCCCUCUCUGGAUCAACCAGCUCCUUCACAAUCUGAAAUUCCAAUUUGGAUGCCUCCUCCUUGCGGGUAUCGCAGUCGUCAUUGCGGCCAUGCCGUUCUACUUCUUCUUCCGCGGUGACCGAGUACGGGCAAGAUCGAAGAGAGCGUUGAAGGUGGAGAAGAAGGACGUCAAAGUGGAAGGGGAAGGGGCAGUAUGA
Molecule: messenger RNA, 1299 nt
Organism: Cryptococcus amylolentus CBS 6039
Lineage: Eukaryota; Fungi; Basidiomycota; Tremellomycetes; Tremellales; Cryptococcaceae
Exons: 8
Coding region: 1-1299 (432 amino acids)
Biological process (GO): transmembrane transport
Molecular function (GO): transmembrane transporter activity
Source: RefSeq, a predicted model, not a curated record